UGUGUAAAGUAUCGGCGGCUGAUUGGCUCCCGCUGUGCCGAUGUUUGAUGAUGAGUGAGCGAUACACGCACAUCGGAAGUAAAGUGGCUCUACUCGUAAUGGUGCUCGUGGUCAGUGUCUGGGAGAUGACCGUACCAACAGAAGGAGCUGCAGCAGCGCACCAGGUCCGAACGGGCACCUGCGAGGUGGUGGCGCUGCACCGCUGCUGCAACAAGAACAAAAUCGAGGAGCGGUCGCAAACUGUGAAGUGCUCCUGCUUUCCUGGGCAAGUGGCCGGCACCACCAGAGCCGCCCCGUCGUGUGUAGAUGCCUCGAUAGUGGAGCAGAAGUGGUGGUGCCAGAUGCAUCCGUGCCUGGACGGGGAGGAAUGCAAAGUCCUUCCUGAUCUGAAGGGCUGGAGCUGUGCUACAGGGAACAAGAUCAAAACCACUAAGAUUUCUGCGGACAAAGAGCAGCUCUGGUAACAACAGAUGCUUCACAGCAGAGUCCAGGUGAAUCAACGGUUCUGGUCUCUGGUGGAUCAUCGGAGGAGAAAUGAAUAAUGCUGAGGACCUUUGUGUAUAUAGAGACUCUUUCUUCUGGACUGCAGUUAAUCCUUGGAAAACUCUGAAUGCUUCUUCUUGAACUCAAUGGACAUGAAACAGAGGAGUAGAUUCUAAAAAAGUACUGAUCAUUCAACACUUCUUUUUGGAGGACUAGCCUUAACGGACAACAGGAUUUAUUCUCUGACAUUGUAACUGCUCGUAGUGGAAUACAAAAGGUGAACUUUGCUUAUGUGUUAAUUUGUAGAUUACUAAGUUCUUUAUAGGGGAAUUUCCAUCACAAGUUGACGGGGGUGAACAGCAGUUGGUUUGUUGAAAGCAAAUCUUCAUACAGAUUGUGAUUUUGUUUCAUCAGUCAGUUAUGACUUUCAUAUCCAGCAAACUGUAUUUUCAAAUGAAGAUGAAAACAUGUGGCGAGGCAGCAGAUAUUCAGGGUGAUUCUCAAACAAAAAACCACAUUCAUCAAUGUACCGCACAAGGACAGCUGAAGUACACGAGUGCUAUAAAAGAGCUGCAAAUCUCAGUCAACAGGAAUCCUUCAAAUUUUGCUUAUAAGAUGAACGGUCCAUGAUUCUUUUUUGGGGAAGAGGGUCUGUUUGCAGUUUUUUUCUAGGACAUUUCAGUCUCCAGAAGUUGCUGCAGUGUGAGCGCUCUUCACUCUCACUACCAGUUGAGUCGUUGAGCGACUUAGUAGUGUACCAGGCUUUUGUUUGAUAUCUAGUAUCGACUAAAUGUUAUAGCACAUUUCUGUUCAUUAGCGUAUUUUGGAUGCUUCCGCUUGGAUGGAUAACUUGGCUUGUUUAAAGUAUAAUGAGAACAACACGAUCACCCUGAACGUCCGGCCGAACCCUAGUACAAGGUCUGGCAGUUCAGGAAUUUCAGGCUUGAAGAGCCAAAUCUGAUUUCACUGACCAAAUUCUCAGUUACAGCACAAACUGAUCAGACCAACAAGCUGUUAACGGUCAGAAAGUUGGAUCCGCUCUUGGUUCAUGUUUUCUCUGAAAAUCACUCUGCCAUUUCCUGCCACUUUUAUCAGAUUUUGUGUUUUUAAGUCACAGCUCGAGUUCGGAUUCCAUAACAACGAUCCCAAAACGGUUUUCAACUAGUUACUCAAGUAUGAUUUGCUGAUCACCUUUAAGUAGGUAUCGCUGAACACUUCUUUUGUCUGUGUAAGUGAUGAUAUCAGUAAUAAACUAUGGUUGUGUAACCAAAA
This is a messenger RNA of Limanda limanda (common dab), 1755 nucleotides long. Its product is annotated as chemokine-like protein TAFA-2. The record is from RefSeq and is a predicted model, not a curated record. NCBI's taxonomy places the organism in Eukaryota, Metazoa, Chordata, Actinopteri, Pleuronectiformes, Pleuronectidae. The transcript is spliced from 6 exons. Gene Ontology annotation, molecular function: receptor ligand activity. The coding region runs from base 48 to 464 and encodes 138 amino acids.